CCCCUUAUCUGGCCCAUAGCCGGGAAAGUGCAGCUCAAUUUGGAGGCGGUCAGGGCCAGAGCUGUUGGGCCCGCCCGUGAUGUGCCACGUGGUGUGAAGUAACUUCCUUUUCCUUUCUCCGUUCUUUUAUUUUCGGAUUAACGCCCGACAGCGCCUCAGCAUUCUGGCAUAGACUUGGUGCUGCGGCUGGGUUGCGCCCAGGAGCGUCCAGCCGGUUGGGAGCCAGCGGCCCCCGCGGCUGAGCGCAGCGCUACCCCAGCAGCCGGAGAGGACCCGCUACAGGACAGGCUCUGUGCAGGCUUCGCGCCGACUCAAUGCACUCACUGGGCGGCCCCCGAGGCAGUGGGUUGUGGUUCCGGUUCCGUUGCCAAGACACGUGAAGGUCGGCAAGGUGCUGAAUCCAUCUCGGCGAGUGUGGCGUGGUUGAGCUGGGAUGGAUUCCUCUUCCUUGUCCUCCGCGGCGGGUAUGGGUACAGUGGACCCCCAGUUGCAGCAUUUCAUCGAGGUGGAGACUCAGAAGCAGCGCUUCCAGCAGCUCGUGCACCAGAUGACCGAACUCUGUUGGAAGGUGACAGAGAGCCCUGCAAUGAAAAUUACAGAAUGCUGA
This is a messenger RNA of Octodon degus (degu), 607 nucleotides long. RefSeq names its product translocase of inner mitochondrial membrane 8A (gene Timm8a). NCBI's taxonomy places the organism in Eukaryota, Metazoa, Chordata, Mammalia, Rodentia, Octodontidae. Bases 434 to 607 code for a protein of 57 amino acids. The transcript has 2 exons. The record is from RefSeq and is a predicted model, not a curated record.